This is a messenger RNA of Solea solea (common sole), 725 nucleotides long. RefSeq names its product protein pitchfork-like. Gene Ontology annotation, cellular component: ciliary basal body. Lineage: Eukaryota; Metazoa; Chordata; Actinopteri; Pleuronectiformes; Soleidae. The record is from RefSeq and is a predicted model, not a curated record. The coding region runs from base 135 to 701 and encodes 188 amino acids. Gene Ontology annotation, biological process: regulation of cell projection organization. Gene Ontology annotation, molecular function: cytoskeletal protein binding. The transcript has 5 exons.
UGCCAUGGCAGUUUGAGGCGACGCUAUCUAUGUGUGGGUGUAACUUUACUUCCCCGUUCAUUUAGCUCAUACUAGCAGUAGUAGUUGUUGUAGUAAUAGCGGUUAUUUGUUGCCCCCCCAUCAUCAUUUUUACAAUGUCAGUGGCUCCUGUUCGGAAAACAGUCUUUGGCAGCAGACAGGAGAGGAAACUCUUCCCCCUCCAUUACGCACCUGACAGACUGGGAAACCAAAUGCCACGACAGCAAGCUCUGCUUGUUGGUCCUGGUUCCUAUGACAACCACGAGUAUGACACCAUCAUUUAUAACCUGCAGAAGACACCGGGCAGUGUGAGAGGAUAUGGUCUCUCUGCAAGGACUGCUGCACGAUUUCUGCCUGAUGACAAGAACUCGACCCCUUCACCUCAGCAGUACCAGCAGGAUCAAAGCCAGUCCACAAUCCCCCCUCCUGGAAAAACACCGUUCAACUCAACUACACGGAGGUUCGAGACCAGGACAGGUACAGCUGAGACCAGUCCAGGACCUGGGACCUACAAACAUGAUGUAGUGACAAACAGGAAGGUGAGCUGGCCAAUGUGCUUUGGGAGUCCAGACCGGUUCAGACUGCCUCAGCUUGAGAAGAAGUCCCUCAGGGUGAUGCUUCAUGAUGAAAAGGUGUUUCUGAAGCAGAGAAGCAGAGUGGCCUACCUGAGUUUGUACUAUUAACUCUUAAAAACAUAAGACUGUGUC